UUAACCUAUAAAAUUCAUUCCGUAAAUAAACAAUCCUUGGUCCUUGGAUUCCUUCGUCAAAUUUUAAUUGUUUUUAUAACAAAAGUCCUGUAACUAAUUCUUGAAAACCAUGUCUUGUAAUUAUGCGGAAGGGUUGUCGGAAUAUGAAAAUAAAGGUGUUUUGGGGGUCCCAGAGAUUUUUGAUUCUUCAGAGAUAGUUGAGAAAAAGUGUGAGGAACUAUGUGAAUUGAUUAAGAAUUCUAGGCAUGUAGUAGUUCAUACAGGAGCUGGAAUAAGUACAUCUGCUGGAAUACCUGAUUUUAGGGGACCUCAUGGUGUUUGGACAUUAGAAAAAAAAGGGGAGAAGCCCUCUAUUAAUAUUUCCUUUGAUGAUGCACUGCCAACUAAGACACAUCAAGCGCUCAAACAUUUAAUUGAUAAAGGAAUUAUUAGGUAUAUUGUCACACAAAACAUUGAUGGUCUGCAUUUGAAAUCUGGAGUUCCUAGGAAAAAUUUAGCAGAGUUGCAUGGUAAUAUGUUUACUGAACAGUGCAAUAUUUGUAAAAGUCAGUUUGUGAGGAACAGUGCUACUUCUACCGUAGGUCAGAAACUCUUAGGAGCUAAUUGUAAAAGGAUCAUUGCUAGAGGUAGAUCUUGUAGGGGUAAAUUGACUGAUACAAUAUUAGAUUGGGAAGCUAAUUUACCUGAGGAAGAUUUAGAAAUGGCAGACUAUCAUUCAAGUGUAGCUGAUUUGAAUAUAUGUUUGGGAUCUACUCUACAAAUUGUUCCUAGUGGAAAUUUACCUCUUAGAUGUAAAAAAUACGGCGGCAAAGUUGCUAUCAUUAAUCUACAACCAACAAAACAAGAUAAGAAAGCAGAUUUAAUUAUGCAUACCUAUGUAGAUGAAGCAAUAGAAAAAAUAAUGAAACGCUUAGGUUUAGAAAUACCUGAGUAUUCAAAGGAAUUGGAUCCAACUAAAUUUGGUGGAGACAACAAUAGAAUAACUAUUCCUUGGGAUAUUGAGAGGGAAGAUUUGAAGGAAGUUAAAGAUUUAUAUGAUAUGUAUUGUAAAAAUUUCAAGAAGAAGAAAAUCCAGAAAAUUGCACAUAAGAAAGAAGAAAAACCAGUAGAUGUCUCCAAGAUAGAGGAGAAAAAAAAUGUUAAUAACAGUGAUAUAUAAUGUUUACUAGAAUAUUUCCAAAAAAAUAAUGGCAUUCAUAUUAUUUUUAUACUUUUAUCUUAUCAAUCUUAAGACAGUAUUCCUAUUAUGAUAAUACAGAUGUACCAAAAAUA
This is a messenger RNA of Coccinella septempunctata (seven-spotted ladybird), 1272 nucleotides long. Its product is annotated as NAD-dependent protein deacetylase Sirt6. NCBI's taxonomy places the organism in Eukaryota, Metazoa, Arthropoda, Insecta, Coleoptera, Coccinellidae. The transcript is spliced from 6 exons. Gene Ontology annotation, molecular function: NAD+ binding. The record is from RefSeq and is a predicted model, not a curated record. Bases 110 to 1159 code for a protein of 349 amino acids.